This is a messenger RNA of Papaver somniferum (opium poppy), 2852 nucleotides long. RefSeq names its product helicase sen1-like. The record is from RefSeq and is a predicted model, not a curated record. Bases 93 to 2798 code for a protein of 901 amino acids. The transcript is spliced from 7 exons. Lineage: Eukaryota; Viridiplantae; Streptophyta; Magnoliopsida; Ranunculales; Papaveraceae. Gene Ontology annotation, molecular function: helicase activity.
GGGUUUCAAUUUUUGCAUUUACUGCGGCCUAGGAAUAUGAAAAACUUUAGGCUUGGUCUAUUCAUGCAUCCCUUCCCAGAUUGACUACAUGCAUGCAUAUGAAUGGAGCAAUUACCCAAGAGAAUUUCAGAGAAAAGAUGGAGGAACUCCUCAGACUUCUCAGCAUUGACAUCGACGAGGCGGAAACAAGUGAUAUUAGCAGUUUGGUUAUAAGGGAGAUUAGCAGUUUAAUUACUGAAGUGUUUUCUUGGUCUCUUGAUGAUAUUUUCAACCAUGAUCUUUACAGAACUAAGGUAAAUAAAAUCCCUGAGACGUUUUCAUCAGUGGAGCAGUACUUGAGUUCAUUUCGGCAUCCUCUACUCGAAGAAACACAUGCUGAUUUGUCUUCAAAUAUGAAAAACUUGUAUCAGGCACCGAAAUGCGAAAUAGUAUCCGUGGAAAAGCAUAUAGGUUGCAAGCAAGGAAACUACGUUUACAAAAUGUUGUUGUCGGACACGGGAACCGAUAGAAAACCUAUGAAGGAUGCAUAUAAGCCUCAACCUUCUGAUGUAAUUGCUUUCUCAGAUGUGAGGCCCGAAAAUGUCAAGGACUUCAUCCGAAUUUCGUAUAUUCCUGCUAUAAUUCUAAAAGUGGAGGAUGACAAAAAGAAACCUUAUUUGGCAAUAGUUCUUGCAAGCAAACCCAUUAUACUUGAAAAUGAAGAAGAUUACGAAGAAGAAUACAUAGAAACUGAGAAAAAGUUGAUCUGUAAUCCUCUUUUUGCUGUAUAUCUUUUAAAUAUGACAACGAAUCUUCGUAUAUGGGGAGCACUAAGUGGCGAAAGAAAUGGAGAUAUUAUAAAGGGGGUUUUGGAAGCAAAUUCCCAGAUUGGAAAUGAUUGUGAACUAUGUUUUGAUCAUGAAGCUGAAUUACUAAGUAAUGGUUUGGAUUUGGACUCGUUCAAUCUUAAUGAAACUCAACUUCAUGCAGUGCUGCGUUCUAUCGCAACAAGUUUUUGUAGUCAUAAAAGUUCAGUGAAACUCAUUUGGGGUCCUCCUGGAACAGGGAAAACAAAGACAAUAGGUGUACUUCUAAGCUCACUAUUAAAAUUGGACCAUAAAACUCUUACAUGUGCUCCAACUAAUACUGCAGUUGUGGAGGUAGCCACCAGGCUGAUGAGUAUCGUUAAGCAGACUUUAGAAAGUAACAAGUAUGGAUUGGGUGACAUAUUAUUAUUUGGAAAUGCUGAAAGAAUGAAGAUUGAUGAUACUAAUGACCUUCAAGAUGUUUUUUGUGAUUAUCGCUGUAAGGCACUAUGGGAUUGCUUUGCACCGCAUAGUGGAUUGAAGUUUCAGCUAAAAUCAAUGAUAGUUCUGCUUCAAGUAACCUAUCAGAAAUACCUUCGUGCCCUUCAUAUAAAAACUGGAGAUAAGAUUGAUGAAAGUAAAAAGAGUGAGGAAGUGUUGAUUGGAGAAUUUAGAGAGUUUUUAAGGAAAAGGUUCAAAUUCAUCGAGGAAAGCAUGAGAGAAUCCAUUGUAUCGAUCUGUUCUCACAUGCCUACCGCAUUUGUUUCUGUCACAAUGGUUAAGGAAAUGUACACCACCCUUGACAUGCUUCGAGAUUUAAAAAGUUUGCUACAGAAUGGUUCAAUUUCCAAUCAAGACCUCAAAAACAUCUUUUGUACGUCUGAAAUUAUAGACUAUUCUUACACAAGAACAUCUGCGUUCUUAUUAAGUAAGACACGUAUCGAGUUCCUGGAAGCUUUGAGAUCCCUUGAAAAGUUAUCUUUUCCAGACUUUCCAGAUGAGGCUUCAAUUAGAGAAUUUUGUUUGCAUAAUGCUUGCCUUAUUUUCUGCACUUCCUCCAGCUCAGCCAAUCUAAGUGGAAUUGCCGAUUUGAAGUUAGUGGUCAUCGAUGAAGCUGCACAACUUAAGGAGUGCGAAUCAGAAAUACUACUUCAGCUAUAUGGUGUGAAGCAAGUAAUUCUCAUAGGUGAUGAAUUACAAUUGCCAGCAAUGGUUCAAAGCAAUAUUUCAGAAAAGGCCAAUUUCGGAAGAAGUCUCUUUGAGAGAUUGCUAUCACUCAAACACGACAAGCACCUCCUGAAUGUCCAGUAUAGAAUGCAUCCAUCUAUCAGUGUUUUUCCCAAUGAGCAAUUCUACCACAAACAAAUCUUAGAUGCUUCCAAUGUUAAAGAAAGAAACUACAACAAAAGAUUUCUUGAAGGAAGUAUGUACGGGUCUUUUUCUUUUAUCGAUGUUUCCUAUGGUGAGGAGGAAUUCAAUGAAAAGCACAGCCUUAAAAAUCUGGUAGAAGUAGCAGCAAUUUCAGAGAUAAUUGAAAAAUUGUACAGAGCUUCAAUUGCAAACAACUACAAGGUCAGUGUGGGUAUAAUAUCCCCAUAUAAAGCUCAAGUGCUUGCGCUCGUGGAUAAACUUGGUGACAAAUUUGAGACACAUAGUGUUCGAUCUGUUGAUGGGUUUCAAGGAGCCGAGCAGGAUAUUAUCAAUAUGUCUACCGUUAGGUCAAAUGCAACUGGAUCUGUGGGAUUCCUUGCAAAUCAUCAACGAACAAAUGUAGCGUUAACAAGGGCAAGGUACUGCCUUUGGAUUUUGGGGAAUGGAAGAACUCUGAUGGACAGUGAUUCAAUUUGGAGUAAAUUAGUUCGAAAUGCAAAGGAUAGAGGGUGUUACUUUAAUGUUGAUGAGGACAAGAUGCUUUCGAAAGUAGUCAUAGACGCUUCGACAACAAGAUUAGCUUCACUUAGCCUUGCCGAACGCAAAAUUGUACACGGUUACUUCUAUAUCUUAACGUGUUAAAUUGUACAGUUUCAUAUUAACUUUUAUAUCUUCCGUAACAUGCAGCGGACAGAA